AAACAAAUUCUUAUAUUCUUGCACGAUGUAACACAUCAUGUUUACAUAGUUCGUAGAAGUCAGUGAAGUCAGCUAACCGUCAACUGUCUCUAGUCUCUGGCUGUUUCGUAUUGUAUAUAUACAUACAUCUAACCUGAUCUAACCUUAGGUCGCACCUUGGGAAACGGAUUUUAUCUUGGGACGAAAUCAAAUUGUUACAUGAUUUUGUGAAAAAGACGAAGAAAAUUAUAUAGCGUUACAUGACUCGACUGUAUUUGAGGUUUGAGAGUGACAGUUUUAUAGUUACACAUAUCCCGCGUAUCCCUUGCAUCAUAUAACCUAAAUCUUCCCAAAGAGGUUAAAGACGCUUAUUUAAAAAAACAAAAAACAAAGGUUUCGUCCACGCAAACGUUCAUAGGAAUUCGCAAAGUAUUAAUGCUAUUGUAAACAGAGUGACAAAUAUCGGGCGACUUCGUGCCACACAUGACACAUUGCGAUGCUGAGGAUAUCAAUUUUUACGUUACUUUUAAUAAACUUUUUUGCCGCACUUUGCCAGGACGUUGAGAUCGACGCGAAUGGCUACGUCGUUUAUUGUCCCUGCAUGGGACGCUUCGGUAAUCAGGCGGAUCAUUUUCUAGGAGUCCUCGGAUUCGCCCAAGCCUUGGAUCGCACUCUAGUGUUACCACCGUGGGUUGAAUAUCGCACGGGAGAGACAAGAUCUGUGCAAAUACCGUUUGAUACCUAUUUCAAUGUUUCCCAAGUACAAAACUGCCACAGAGCAAUAUUAAUGGAGGAUUUCAUGAAAGACGUUGCGCCAGAGAUAUGGCCGCCCGAGAAAAGGAUAUCUUUUUGUUAUGAGGCUCGCAUGGGAAGCAAUGGAACGUCCUGCAACGCGAAACAAGGAAAUCCGUUUGGUCCCUUCUGGGACACAUAUAAUAUAGACUUUGUUAAAUCGGAAUUCUAUAAACCGCUCCAUUAUUACGACGUGUAUUAUACCCAGACGAGACAGCAGCAAUGGCAGCAGUAUUAUCCAGCCGAUACUUGGCCGGUACUGGCAUUCACGGGCGCACCCGCCAGUUUUCCAGUUCAGCCUGUGAACAAGCCUCUGCAGAAGUGCCUUAACUGGAACAAUGAUAUCCUGAAUAAAGCAAAGGCAUUUAUAAAGGAAAAAUUGCCAAGGGGAGCGUUCGUCGGUAUACAUUUACGAAAUGGAAUCGAUUGGGAACGCGCCUGCGAACAUAUACCAUCCGCGCCAGAUCUUUUCGCCGCUCCUCAGUGUCUCGGUUAUCAAAACGAGCGUGGCAAAGCUACUCUGUCCAUGUGCCUGCCGUCAUUCGAUGUAAUAAUAACUCAGCUGAAGCGCGUUAUUCGCAACGGCCAUGAUAUCAAGUCUGUGUUUGUAGCGUCUGACAAUGAUUACAUGUUGGAUAGACUUGGAGAAGCUUUGUCGCGUAUGAAGAUAUCAGUUUUCCGACAAGAACCGCCGGUAUCUCCACACUUGGAUCUCGCGAUUCUUGGAAGGUCCAACUAUUUCAUAGGAAAUUGCAUUUCUUCUUUCACCGCUUUCGUGGCCAGAGAAAGGGAAGUCAGGGGAUACCCGACGUUUUUCUGGGGUUAUCCUCCCAGAACCAGAACAGAACUGUGAUACUACAUUUUGUGUAACUUAAUACCUGCCAAAUGCGCAUAAUCGUCAGUUUUUGAUAAUUUUUAUAUUUAUAUAUUAUUGUGUGAAUUAAGUAAUUCUAUUGAGAUUAACGUUAUGCAUAUGUUUAUUGUAUGACAAAAUACAACUGUAACACGUACAGAGCAGGACCAAGUCAAAAAGAGAAGGAUAUACUCUGCAAAGUUUCGAAAUAUAUAUAUUUCGCAAUAAAAAGUUUAUACAAAAUAAA
Molecule: messenger RNA, 1871 nt
Organism: Solenopsis invicta (red fire ant)
Lineage: Eukaryota; Metazoa; Arthropoda; Insecta; Hymenoptera; Formicidae
Gene: O-fut1
Product: GDP-fucose protein O-fucosyltransferase 1
Exons: 6
Coding region: 476-1624 (382 amino acids)
Biological process (GO): Notch signaling pathway; protein O-linked glycosylation via fucose
Molecular function (GO): peptide-O-fucosyltransferase activity
Source: RefSeq, a predicted model, not a curated record